Messenger RNA from Amoebophrya sp. A25, 1108 nucleotides. The record is from the annotation of a GenBank genome assembly. Lineage: Eukaryota; Dinophyceae; Syndiniales; Amoebophryaceae.
GUCCUACCCGACAAGUCGAGCAGGGUCGUGGACGAACCAAAGACCAUCAUGCGUACAGACAAGUCAUCUAGUAGCAGAGGUAUCCUUGACCCUUCAGACGAGUAUGAACGCACGUCCUUAGCCGGCGGCCCACGAAAGAGUGCCCAAGUGAUGGCACCCAGAGCAGUUUCGACAGCGAACCGUGCUGGGAGGGUACCCAGUUCAUUUUAGGUGGAAUCAGAAGCAAGAGCAACAUGAUGAGCAUUGAAUGAGUUUGAAGAUUCUACAUGGUGGACUUCAUUUCGUCUUCAUAUUCUUCCUCGUUGAACCUCAUGCAAGUCAACAUGUUCGUCUUUGUAUGCCUAAGCAUGUAGAUGAUGAAGCGCUUGCCUACCGUUGGUUGUAGUAUAAGCCAUGUCCUCUUUCUACCUCCCCAUUUGCACUAUCUAGUUUUGAUGCUACAAAUCAUGCAUCGAACCCCUGACAACGACUUCCACCUACUCAACUUACUGAAACACGCACAUCAGAGUGCAUCCUUCAUGUCGGGUGGAAGAAGCGUCGAAACAAGUGUUGUCGAGGUGGCCCCCUCUGCUCGCAGCUGCGGUGGGAAGUGGACGAAUCGGGUGAACCAUCACCACUGUGCGGCGCCGAUCGUGUGUGUUGCGAGAAGCUCCGAUUACCUCGCGAAACGCGGGAGCGCGAAUGUUUUUGACCCGAGGAGAGACCUGAAUCCCAACACUGCACCGCUUCACUACAUGGCUCGUGAACGUCUCCGAUCCGAUGAGACAUUUACCGCUCCCCGCCCAACCGUUCUCACUGGGUUCGGCCGCGGUCUACCCGGCAAAAGCGGACUGCCAAGUACAGUCCUAUACUAACGAACAAAUUAAGAUUUUAGACACCAUACCCCAAAAAAUGAAGCCUACAACAGAGCAUCGCCUUUAUUGAACUUAUAGUUGCCCAAAUAUCUACUUCUUGCGAAUCGCAUUCUAUUCAUAGACACUAGUCAUCAUUAUUCCUCAACUACACCUGCAGGUUGCUCAGCAGAAUCACACACCUAGUGCAUAAUCAUGUAACGAACCAAGCUACUAAUACUAAAAUACUUGGCAAUAAUAAUAUAUCGAUAUUAAAG